AUGAUGUGGCACAAAACUUUUUUUUUUUAAAUUUACUGGCAAAUCAGAAGAGGGGCUAAGGCUAUUAUUUUGUUUUGCCUUCCCACAAGGCUCCUCACCACAAAAUAUGGCUUAGAAAGAUCUUUUGUUCCUCCAGCUGUGUUAGGCUAUUUCUCAGAUGAUUUCACCAGCACAGUAACUUGCUGCCCUCUACAACUUGAGCUUCAGAGACUUCCAAAGAGUAAGUUUUCUUGGAUACAACAUACAAAUUUAAAUAUGGGGAUUAUGAGCCAGCUAUCAAUCAUUCACCUCCUCUGGGCUGCUCUGGUCUUUUGUCAAUAUGAAGACUAUGAUUUUGAGGAUGAUUAUGAUGAGGAGCCAGAUCAUCAACAUCCGUAUUAUUUUAAUCCAAAUACACAAGCUGAAGUUCCUCGCUUUCCUUUUCCAGUUGAGUGUGCCAAAGAAUGCUUUUGUCCACCAGCUUUUCCUUUAUCAAUGUACUGUGAUCAUCGUAAACUUAAGACAAUACCAAAUAUACCUACUCACGUCCAACAGCUUUAUCUGCAAAACAAUGAUAUUGAAGCUGUACCUGCAGGACCAUUCACUAAUGGUACCUUCUUAAGAGAAAUUAACCUCAGCCACAACAAAAUUAAAUUUCAUAUGAUUGACCAUGGUGUUUUUGCCAAACUUUCAAACUUAGUGCAACUUCAUUUACAACAUAAUGAAUUAGAAGAAUUUCCCUUCCCACUCCCCAGCUCUCUAGAGAGACUCCUUCUUGGUUUCAAUAAGAUUUCUCAGUUAUCUGGAAAUGCACUGGAAGGAUUACCUAACAUAACCAUGCUUGACCUUUGCAAUAAUUUUCUUGACGACUCAGUACUCAAAGGAAAACCCUUUUCAAACAUGAAAAAUUUAAUGCAGAUCAACUUAUGCAACAACAAAUUACAGACUAUGCCUCCUGAUCUACCAUCAUCACUUAUGUAUCUCUCUCUUGAAAAUAACUCUAUUUCUUAUAUACCAGAAAACUAUUUCAACAGACUUCCAAAAAUCAUUGCUCUCAGAAUGUCCCACAAUAACCUGCAGAACAUUCCACGCAACACUUUUAAUCUACCCAACCUUCUAGAACUUAAUCUUGGACAUAACAAGUUGAAACAAGUAUUCUAUAUUCCAAGAAGUUUGCAGCAUUUGUAUAUUGAAGACAACGACAUUGAAAUCAUAAAUGUUACCUUGAUGUGUCCAUCUAUUGAUCCAAUGAACACCAACCAAUUAACCUAUAUACGGGUGGACCAAAAUAAGCUUACGAUUCCAAUAAGCACAUAUGCCUUCUUUUGCUUCCCUCACAUUCGAACCAUUUAUUAUGGUGAACAAAACAUUAAUGUCAACAAGUCAACUCAGCUAAGAACACCAGUGUUUCGACGAUUUUUAACACCAGAAGAAUAUGAUGAAGCAGAAGACGAUCAUGAAACGCAUGAUCAUGAAACUGAAGAAGAUCGUGAUGCGGAAGACAACUACUUUCAUCCUUACUUUCAGUGA
Messenger RNA from Gavia stellata (red-throated loon), 1509 nucleotides. RefSeq names its product osteomodulin (gene OMD). Lineage: Eukaryota; Metazoa; Chordata; Aves; Gaviiformes; Gaviidae. The transcript has 3 exons. The record is from RefSeq and is a predicted model, not a curated record. Gene Ontology annotation, molecular function: protein binding.